ACCCGAGCAGCCCGAGGACUCUCCCUAGACGAUCGGGGAUCAUCUGCAGGUCUAAUAUCUUUUGAUAGAGUUGGUCUUCCUCUGCAGAGCCCAGUGGAGCCAGUCCCCACAGGAGCCAAGCCAGAAGGGAGCAUGGAGCUGCUGUCCACGCCCCACAGCAUCGAAGUCAACAACAUCACCUGUGACUCCUUCCGCAUCUCCUGGGCCAUGGAGAACAGUGACCUGGAGAGGGUCACCCAUUACUUCAUCGAUCUUAACAAGAAAGAGAACAAGAACUCCAACAAGUUCAAGCACCGAGAUGUCCCCACCAAGCUUGUGGCCAAGGCCGUGCCACUGCCCAUGACGGUGAGAGGCCACUGGUUCCUGAGCCCCCGCACGGAGUACAGUGUGGCUGUGCAGACGGCCGUGAAGCAGAGUGACGGGGAGUACCUGGUGUCUGGCUGGAGCGAGACGGUCGAGUUCUGCACGGGCGAUUAUGCCAAGGAGCACCUGGCCCAGCUUCAGGAGAAGGCCGAGCAGAUCGCAGGCCGCAUGCUCCGCUUCUCUGUCUUCUACCGCAACCACCACAAGGAGUACUUCCAGCACGCCAGGACCCACUGCGGGAACAUGCUGCAGCCCUACCUGAAGGACAACAGCGGCAGCCAUGGCUCCCCGACCAGCGGCAUGCUCCAUGGAGUCUUCUUCAGCUGCAACACGGAGUUCAACACAGGCCAGCCUCCUCAGGACUCCCCCUAUGGCCGCUGGCGCUUCCAGAUCCCUGCCCAGCGCCUUUUCAACCCCAGCACCAACCUCUACUUUGCGGACUUCUACUGUAUGUACACAGCUUACCACUAUGCCAUCCUGGUGCUGGCCCCCAAGGGCUCCCUGGGAGACCGCUUCUGCCGUGACCGCCUGCCCCUCCUGGACAUUGCGUGCAACAAGUUCCUGACCUGCAGUGUGGAGGACGGGGAGCUGAUCUUCCGCCAUGCCCAGGACCUCAUCCUGGAGAUCAUCUACACCGAGCCCGUUGACCUGUCCCUGGGCACCCUGGGGGAGAUCAGCGGGCACCAGCUCAUGAGCCUGUCCACUGCUGACGCCAAGAAAGACCCCAGCUGCAAGACCUGUAACAUCAGUGUGGGCCGCUAGGGACUCCUGGGGGGCCGAGGGGCUAGGGAGAGGUGACAGGCGGGGUGGCGAUGGGCGGCAUAGGUUCAGGGAGCUGGCUUUCUCUCCCCUGCCCCCCCCUGCUCCCUCCACCCACGGCCUCCCCCUUUCCCACCCCUUGGCCAUAGGGGCAGCAGAGGGUGUCCCCUUGGUAGGCGUGGCCUAUUCACGCUGGUGGACUUGGUAAGCUUCUUAGCCUCCGUAGGUUGGUGGAAGGAGGGUAGAUUUCUGGAGAUUUCCCCAAUCCUGUCUUCCCUGUCCUGCUGUUUCUUGUUUCAUCCUGGCCUCCUCUUCAUGGAAACUUACAGCCUGGGGACCAUCGCUGAGCCGCCUCCAGAGCCCAAGUGUUGCUUGCCCGCCCCCAGAGGCGCUGCGGAGAGCUGAGGGGUGCUGCUCUUUAGCCCCGCCCACCCCACUCAGGGCCAACCACAGAAUACCCCUCCCCUCUGUGCCGGCCCCCCCGGGGCGGGGGGCUUCCCACUCCAGGCCUAGCCCUUUCCCUCUAUACAUAGUCUCCUGCACCGCUCUGACCCCCAGCUGCUCCUUGACCCCCAGCACCCUCUUCCUGCAUGGGGAGUGCUGUCCCUCCCCUUCUCCACCUGCCCUCUAGAAAGGGGACCUCUUUUUCCUCUUGGCUUUGGGGGCUCUGGGCUGUUGGGACUUUUCCUUUCUCGUCUGGAGAUGAUGUAUACCCCAGCGUCCCUUCUCCCUUGCUCAGAGCACUGAGGUCUGCAGUGGCAGCCACUGGGGUCGAGGAGGGGGACAGAGACCCCUGAGACCCAGAGGUCCACCUUCUCAACCGGAAGUGGGCCACCUCCUGCUCCGAGGGGACCCAGUGUGGAACUAAAAUCGAGGGCUCUCCAAAGAGCCCUGGCACCCUGCCUGACUGUGCGCUUUGCUCGCUCUCUCUGCCAUGGCACCGUGACUGCACUGUGCCUGCGUGUGAUCUGGACUGUGGCUUCCCUGCCACCGCACCUCACGCCCUGCCCACUGGCACUGUCUGCUCCCCACUGCGAGCCUGUUGGCGGAGAGCCCCUUUCCUGGGGAGUUCUUGGAGAAGUCUUCCUGGGCCUCCCAGCGUUUUCGCCUGUUUCCUACUUUGGUACGGGUCAUGAGGGUGGUGAGGGUGGACUCCUGGGAUAAGCAAACCAGGUCGGUGGGUGGGUGGAGGUGUGGAUGGAGGCAGCUGGCUGUUCCGGGGGGGUUGGUGGAGGUGAUGUCAGGCAGAGGACAGCAGCCCCCACAGUGACAGCCAGAUUUCCGUAGUGAAGUACAGAAGGGGCCAGAAGGCCAACAAGGCCAUAUCUCAGUAAGGGCGCAGGUGGGACAGCUGGUCGCCUCUUGUGUAGCCACAGGGAGCGGUGUGGUCAGAUGUCUCUGUGGCACAGAGCAGGUCUGGGGUCCCUGGGAGAUGCAUGGAGGGGAGGACAUGGGCCCCUAGGCCUUUUCCACCUCUGCUGACUGCGUUGCUGUGGGGGGUGGCCCACUGCUCUCCCCUGGCCCUGUGUCUGCCCUGAGCUGGGGGCACACCCGCCUGUGUUGUGCUUGCAACGUGCAUCAAUAAACCACCAUGGCCUGAGAGCCCUGACUCUCUUUGAGCUCUAGGUCGGUCGGGGUAGGCAAGUUGUACAAUCACAGAGGAACUCAAUGGGGAUGUCCCCCAGGAGCAGACAUCUGGAACUGUCUCCAAGGGCCUUCCAAAUCUGGCUGUGGGAGGGAGGGCUCAGAAAGCAGAACCGUAUCUCUAGCUUGGAAGGGACUUUGGAGGUCUCUUGGUAUUACCCUGCACUUUGCAGAAGGGGAAACUGAGGCCUCUGAGAAGGGAAACUGUGGCAAUCAGGAGACCUAACCAAGGUCCCCUGUUUGGAGCCCUUCCCAAUGCAGCAGCCUGCCACUGCGUCAGACCCAGAUGCUGCUGAAUUUCCUCCCCCAGAGCCCAACUGUCCCCUCCCCAGCUGGGCUUCUCAUUUGCAGAUCUGAGUCACCUCUGCGUCUAUUAUUAUGGACUUAUUAAAAGGAUCCUCUGCUGGAGUAGAAAAGCUCCAGAAAAAUUAGAGUCACCUCACUGACAUUGCCUGGCUCAGGAUCAAAUGAACAUGUGUCAUCCAGAGCUUGGGGCACAGCCUCCUUGGGCUAGGGGAAAGCUGAAGGGCAAAUGACCGCUUCCUGAGGGCCUACUAUGGGCCAGGCAUUUGACCAGGUGCUUUCACACACAUCAGCUCAUGUAGGCUUCACAAUGGCCCUGUGCUGUAGUAUUCCCAUUUAACAGAUGAAGAAACUGAGGCACAAAAAAGUUAAAAGGCUUGCCCAUUUCUUACAGCUGGUAGGCAACAGUGCCUGGAUUUGAUUCAAAAGCUGGAAUCUUGGGGCGCCUGGGUGGCACAGUGGUUAAGCGUCUGCCUUCGGCUCAGGGCGUGAUCCCGGCGUUAUGGGAUCGAGCC
Messenger RNA from Ailuropoda melanoleuca (giant panda), 3584 nucleotides. RefSeq names its product phytanoyl-CoA 2-hydroxylase interacting protein (gene PHYHIP). The transcript has 6 exons. NCBI's taxonomy places the organism in Eukaryota, Metazoa, Chordata, Mammalia, Carnivora, Ursidae. Gene Ontology annotation, cellular component: cytoplasm. The coding region runs from base 133 to 1125 and encodes 330 amino acids. The record is from RefSeq and is a predicted model, not a curated record. Gene Ontology annotation, molecular function: protein binding.